This is a messenger RNA of Eremomyces bilateralis CBS 781.70, 753 nucleotides long. RefSeq names its product alpha/beta-hydrolase. The transcript is spliced from 3 exons. The record is from RefSeq and is a predicted model, not a curated record. The coding region runs from base 1 to 753 and encodes 250 amino acids. NCBI's taxonomy places the organism in Eukaryota, Fungi, Ascomycota, Dothideomycetes, Eremomycetales, Eremomycetaceae.
AUGUCAACCCCAAAACCCACCAUCAUCCUCGUCCACGGCGCCUUCCACGGCCCCUGGUGCUUCUCCCCCCUCUCCCACUCCCUCCGCGCCAAAUCCCUCCCCUGCAUCGACGACCUCGCCCUUCCCAGCGCCGGCUCCGCCCGCCCCCUCCAAGUCGACGUCGAAGCCCUGCGCGCCGUCCUCCACCAAGUCAUAGACAAGGACGGCAACGAUUGCGUCCUCGUCAUGCACUCCUACGGCGGCGUCGUCGGCGGCGAAGCCAUCCGUGGCUUCGGCGUGAAGGACCGCGGCGCGGGGCCGUGCGUACGGCGAACGGUGUACAUCGCGACGAGCUUGCCGGUCGUGGGGCAGUCACAUUGGGAGCUGACGGCGGAGUGGGCGGCGAAAUCGGGGGUGGAUAUGGGGAGCGUGGCAGAAAUAAGGGAUGAUGGGGAGGUCGCGUGGAUCGCGAGCCCGGAGAUGUUUUAUAAUGGGCUGCCGAAGGAGAAGCAGGAAGAGAUGUCGGGGAAGCUGAAGACCCAGUCGGUGGCAGCUCUCGGCACGCCGGUUGAAUAUGCGGGACACUCCGAUAGCCCUGGCUGGUUCUUGAUGUGCACCAAGGAUCUCGUGGUGUCACUGGCACAGCAGAAGUAUAUCGUGGCGCUGCCGGGCGUCGAUAUUGAGCGGUCCGAGGAGAUCGAGACGGGUCAUACCCCUUUUUUGACGCAUCCGGAUGAGGUGGCUGAUUUCAUCGCUCGAGCGGCGGAGGUCUGA